CAUCAAAAAAAUAUCUAAAACCAAAUAAACGGGGGGAAAUGGCGCUAAAUCUGCACCCAUCCUCGUCUUCCCUACCAAUCGCCGCCGUUAAACCCCAUCUCCUCCUCCACCCGAAACCCACCAAAUUCAUCACCAGAGCCCAGCAAGAUCCAUCCACAAAAGAACUCACUUCGGGCUCGGGCUCGGGCCCUUUCGCGAAGAAGCCCGGGGGUUCACCACCAGGCUUGGGAUUCGGCUCGCCGGCGGCAGCUCAGUCCAAUAAAAAGCAGCCCAAGGGGAAGAGGGAGCGAGACUCUAUCAUCCGGCGUGAGCCGGUCGAGAAACCCAAUUUCUCCACGCCCCAGCCGGCGGCUCGAGCGGAGGAUCUGAGAAAGAGUGAGAACUCUUUUCUGCUCGCUUGGUUGGGGCUCGGCGGGGUUAUUCUUCUUGAGGGCAUUGCUCUUGCUGCUUCAGGUUUUCUUCCAGAGGCAUGGGACAAUUUCUUUGUCAAGUACCUAUACCCAUCUUUCACUCCAACUGUCAUCUUGUUUGUUGCUGGCACAGUUGCCUAUGGAGUUUUAAAGUACUUGCAGAAUGAAAAUUAUAAUAAGGAAAACUAAAACUAGGCAUGCAAUGGUAAGACAAUUUUAUCUGAUCACAAGUGGUGGAUAUAUAGAUUAUACCUUUGCUUACACAGUUACACUAUAACUUGUUUUUGAGUUGGCUUUGUCUUGUAUUGUGAAUUCUCUUCGGAAUGAAAAUAUAUUUGUGACCAAGUUUCUUUCUUCUACUCUGGAUUGUUCAUACUGUUUAUUCAUUAGCUUUUGAAUCAGUUACUAUUGUCGAAGAGAGUAUAGCAGACUCGUUUUUUUUUUUUUAACUUGCUAUAGUGAUCUCUAUUGGUUGUUACUUGGAUUCUAAUGCUUUUAUUUGGGGUAGCGAGGUUUUGUAAUUUACAGGAAUGGAAUGUGAUUUUCUCGCUCGAUGGAAAUACAAAUAGUUGUUGUCG
Messenger RNA from Striga asiatica, 988 nucleotides. The record is from the annotation of a GenBank genome assembly. NCBI's taxonomy places the organism in Eukaryota, Viridiplantae, Streptophyta, Magnoliopsida, Lamiales, Orobanchaceae.